AUGGGCGACUACGACUUCGCCCCGCCGCCGCUCUCGAGCGCUUAUCUCGGAGCCCAAACGGGGGUGUAUGCGCUCGCACUCGCGCUGACCGGGUUCCGGUUGUGGAUCCGUAGGGGGCGGUAUUGGGUCGACGACGUGCUCGCGCUCCUGGGGACGCUUUUUUGCGCGGUGUGCGUGAUGUGCAUGUGGCUCAUGUAUCUUCCCGAUGCCCCCGUCGCUGACCGCGCCUUUCUGUGGCUUGAUCUCAUCGUAUUUGUUAUGGACGUCUGGUGUACCCGUGCAAGCAUCCUCGUCUCCGUCCUGCGCGUCGUGACCAAUGUGCGCUUCCGAAAACUUAUCCUCGCCAGCCUCGUGCUCUUCUCUUUCUUCUGGGCCAUUAGCUUUGCUGCCAAGAUGUGGCUUUGCAGGAGGAGCGCGUCUACGACGUGCGAGAGCACGCGGGCGUAUUCGUAUAUCUUGAUGAGCACUGAUGCGAUCAGCUCAGCCAUCCUCGUGGGGCUGCCCCUGGCGAUGCUGUGGAACGUCAAGCUCGCGCGUCUCCCUCGAAUCCUCAUCCUCUCCAUUUUUGCCAUGGGCGCGCUUAAUGCUGCAGCCAGCAUCUUGCACGACGCGUUUCUCGAUCCGGUCACGAAGUUCUCGAUGAUCACGGCGCAUUUGCAGUGUGCCCUCGACCUCAUCGCGUGCAACCUCCUCGUGACCAUGACGUUUCUCUUCUGUGUUGUGCGCUCGGACAAGGCUUCAGAAAUCUACGACGCGACGACGCCCCCCAGGCCGACCAUGGCCGAGUUGUUUGGCGACAGCACACUCACGACCGUCGACCUUGACUCGAUGCAUUUCGUAGAGACGCAGGAGGACUACCGACGCUCUCGGUCGACACUAGCGUGGAACGAUGCUGUUUGGAACAAUGUGUCGGAUUGUGUACCGCCGAGGCGAAAUUCAUGCGAAGCAUAGUUCUGUAUAUCACGAUUUUUUAAGCGUUACAUGUAUCAUAUUCGCAUCAUCC
This is a messenger RNA of Coniophora puteana RWD-64-598 SS2, 1003 nucleotides long. RefSeq lists its product as uncharacterized. Lineage: Eukaryota; Fungi; Basidiomycota; Agaricomycetes; Boletales; Coniophoraceae. The transcript has 7 exons. The record is from RefSeq and is a predicted model, not a curated record. The coding region runs from base 1 to 951 and encodes 316 amino acids.